UUGAAACGUUUGUUCUUUCCCUCCCCUUUUGCACCCAAAUUAAGUUCCUCUCAUGUAAUAAUUAUUAAAUUUCCUGGCAUCUUUGUUGACUUUAUCAAAUUUACUACCUAAUGAAACCUAGAUAACGCUAUCUGUUGAUUGUGAAACUCUGUCACCACCAAAUUCGCUCUCACAAUAAUGUCCUCCGUCCAAAAGAAGCUCAUCAUUGUGGGCGACGGCGCCUGCGGCAAGACCUGCCUCCUGAUCGCCUUCGCCAAAGACAUCUUCAACUCCGAAUACCGCCCCACAGUUUUCGAAAACUACGUCGCCGAUGUGGAGCUGGACGCCCUCACCGUGGAGCUCUCCCUCUGGGACACCUCAGGCCAGGAGGACUACGACCGCCUUAGACCCAUCCAGUACCCCGAAACGGACGUGGUGCUGAUAUGCUUCUCGGUGAUGUGGAGGGACUCUCUUUUGAACGUCUCGGCAAAGUGGUGCCCCGAAGUCAGGCAUUUCUGCCCCAACGUCCCUAUACUGCUCAUAGGGACGAAGAACGAUCUCAGGGAGGACAAGGAGGAGUUGGAGAAGUUGAAAAUGAUGAAGAAAUCCCCGGUUACGAGGGACGAAGCCGAGGCCAUGGCGAGGACCAUUGGGGCCGUUUGCUACAUCGAAUGUUCAGCCAAGACCAAAUAUAACGUGCAGGAGGUGUUCAAGGAGGCCGCGAGGGCCACAAUCGCAAAACGAAAGAAGCGGAAACAACGCUGUGUACUAAUUUGACCCAUUUUUGUUAUUUAUUUAUACCAAAGUAAGCUUUAAUUUGUAUUUAGCGCCGCUAACGGUACCAACAUAAAGUAUUUUCCGACU
Tribolium castaneum (red flour beetle) is the source of this 843-nucleotide messenger RNA. RefSeq names its product ras-like GTP-binding protein rhoA. The transcript has a single exon. The coding region runs from base 178 to 756 and encodes 192 amino acids. NCBI's taxonomy places the organism in Eukaryota, Metazoa, Arthropoda, Insecta, Coleoptera, Tenebrionidae. Gene Ontology annotation, biological process: small GTPase-mediated signal transduction. The record is from RefSeq and is a predicted model, not a curated record. Gene Ontology annotation, cellular component: cytosol. Gene Ontology annotation, molecular function: GTPase activity; protein kinase binding; GTP binding.